AUGGCGAAGUUACUGAAAGAGGUGGAGAUGACUAAUGCUGGUGUGAUGGAAAUGAAGAGUGACUUAUUAUCUAUGAUUACCACCCGCAGAGGUAAAGUAUUAUCGGGCCCUUCUGUAAGCAAAGUUAUAAUUAAUGAUGUGGUGGAAUUGGAUGCGGAAGCAGAAAAAGACCGUCUAGUAGAGUCUAAGAAGCUGGAUAGUAAUGAGAUUCCAGACUAUCAGCAGAUUGAUAAACUGACAGUAAAUGUACCUUUGGUAGAGGCACUAGAACAAAUACCUGGCUAUGCUAAAUUCAUGAAGGACUUUGUCACAAAUAAGAGGACGGUGAGCUAUGAACCGGUGGACAAUCUUCACCAUUUUAGUGCUAUUUCUACAAGAUCCUUAGUGCAAAAGAAAGGAGAUCCAGGAAUAUUUACUAUCCCGUGUACUAUUAGAUCGCUGGAUUUUGCAAAAGCCCUGCGUGAUCUUAGGAUAAGUAUUAAUCUGAUGCCACUGGAAGUUUAUAAUAAGUUGGGUUUGGGAGAUCCCACACCUACUAACAUGAGACUUGUGAUAGUAGACAGAUCAAUAAAGCGCCCAGUUUGUAUACUAUAUAUUGUGCUUGUGAAAGUGGCCAGUUUUAUUUUCCCUACCGACUUUGUGAUCCUGGAGUGUGUGGUGGACUUCGAGGUACCCAUAAUCUUUGGUAGACCUUUCCUCUCAAUUGGGAGUAUGUUGAUUGACUUGCGGGAGAAUGAGCUGCAGUUUAGGCUCAAUGAUAAAGUAGUCUAA
Messenger RNA from Capsicum annuum, 771 nucleotides. RefSeq lists its product as uncharacterized. The transcript has 3 exons. The record is from RefSeq and is a predicted model, not a curated record. NCBI's taxonomy places the organism in Eukaryota, Viridiplantae, Streptophyta, Magnoliopsida, Solanales, Solanaceae. Bases 1 to 771 code for a protein of 256 amino acids.